AUGAAGCUGCCGUCGUUUGCUAAUAAUGUAGGGGUUGGAGGAAAAAUAUGGCUUUUUUGGGAGGAUGAGAUUGAUUUUGAAUUCAUAGCUAUGUCGGAUCAAGCUAUUAGUGGAUGGUUUAUCAAAGAGAAUAAAAAGAUUCUGGUUACGCUUGUUUAUGCGAGCUGUUUUAGGGAGAAGAGACUGGAGCUUUGGGAUUUUUUACGAGGGCAGAACUCUGGUGGUAGUCCUUGGUUUGUUGGGGGAGAUUUUAAUAUUAUCCGGUAUGAUAAUGAAAAAAUAGGAGGUCUUUUAAGGGCCCCUCGUGCGAAAAGAGAUUUUAACGAUUGUAUCCAUGAUUGUGCGUUAAUGGAUAUUCCUUGUAUUGGGAAUAAAUUAUCGUGGUGUAAUGGACGAAGAGGAGGUAGAAGAAUUUGGGCAAGAUUGGAUCGUGUGAUGGUUAAUUUGAUGUUUUCGAAUUUAUUUGGAGAUGUAAAACUAUCUUAUUUGCCGAGGACGUCAUCCGAUCGUGCACCAAUGCUGAUAACACUUACUCGAGAGCGGGAGGUUGGUGUUCGCCCUUUUAGAUUUCUUUGGAUUUGGGGCUCGCACGAUAGCUUUAUUCCUAUGGUUCAGGAUGUGUGGAACUCUGAUAUUAACGGAUGUGCUAUGGUCCGUAUAAGCAGAAAAUUAAAAGUACUGAAAGGUGUCUUACGGAAAGGGAAUAAGGAAACGUUUGGUCGAGUAGAGGAGGAAAUAAAAAGGCUGGAAGGACGCAUGGUAGAACUGGAACUUAACAUUACAAACUCAUAUUCGGAGUAA
Messenger RNA from Carya illinoinensis, 801 nucleotides. RefSeq lists its product as uncharacterized. The transcript has a single exon. The record is from RefSeq and is a predicted model, not a curated record. Lineage: Eukaryota; Viridiplantae; Streptophyta; Magnoliopsida; Fagales; Juglandaceae. The coding region runs from base 1 to 801 and encodes 266 amino acids.